AUGCCACGGAGUGUAGAACAUGACUACAAUAGUGAAGUGCACUGUUCAUGUCGUCGCUGGCGCAGACGCCUUAUUUUUCGAGGAAAAUUAACAAUGCACACGGCCUUUGAAAGGGCAGACAACCGAAGCCCAGCCGCCGUAACUGCGGUCGCUAUCUCACGCGACCAUCGCUCCGUGCUGAUAGGAGAUGCCCGGGGUCGUGUUUUUGCCUGGACCUUGCAGUUAGACGUUUCAUCAUCCUCAUCUUCUGCGGCAGCGGCAGCCGCGAUAGCAUCAUGUUUAGCCGGCUCCCCUUCGCCAAAUGCCCUGGGGAAUGCCACCGGAAUAGCAGGUGGCCCGCCCGGG
Molecule: messenger RNA, 345 nt
Organism: Protopolystoma xenopodis
Lineage: Eukaryota; Metazoa; Platyhelminthes; Monogenea; Polystomatidea; Polystomatidae
Source: the annotation of a GenBank genome assembly